CCUAGAGAAAGAACGCGAUCUUUGGAUUCCGUCCGGCUGGAACUAUCUGGGACAAGUGGCUAUGUCGUGGUUGCUGGCGCUCCAGAGUGGCGGCAAAGAAGUUGGACGCGGAGGUCGUGCCCUCUGCAAGGAUCUCCAUGCCCUAAUCUACUGCUCUUGGUCUCCCGCUGCUGUGCCUGUCGCCAGCCACGGCGACGAAGUUUGCAUUCCGAUCAGCCGCAAGACUGAUUGCUCUGGAUUCAGUAAUGACUCCAGUCAGCCCAUUCACUGGUGCAGACAGUUAGGAACUAUUCUUUCUCAGUCUUCACACUGGUGGCAGGGCGUGGGCACUAUCCUGCAGCCCUCUGGGCAUGAUUACUACUGCCAGGUGUUUAAAGCCAGUUUGAUCCAACUCAAGCCUGGGGAUCCAUGCCAGGGAUUUUGUCCUUGUCUGGCCCUAUCACGCCAUUGGCACCAGGGUGUUGGCACCCUUUUGAACCAUCCCAGGCAUACGAAUCGGUGUCAGAUCUUAAGCGGCAGCAUAGCCCACCCAAGCUCUAAGUGCUACUGCCUUGGUACCCGCCUCAGGCAACCUUGGUUCAUGAGGAUCCAGUCAAGGAGAUACAGCCAAUCUGUUCCUGCCCAACAUUGUGCCAUUCUAUCCUGUUGGCCCAAGCAGCUGGCUUCCUUUGUCCCUGCUAGAAGUGUCAGCAUGCAUAGUUACAAUGCAAGUCCCCCAGCAGGGACUGAAUGCCACGUGGUAGAUCUGCGCAGUGAUACCGUGACUCGGCCAAGCCCUGAGAUGAGGCAAGCUAUGGCUCAGGCAGAGGUGGGGGAUGAUGAUUACGGAGAGGACCCCACAGUCAAUGAGCUGCAGAGAGUAGUGGCUGAUCUCCUUGGAAUGGAAGGGGCUUUAUUUGUCGCCACAGCCACCAUGGCUAACCUCAUUGCUGUCAUGUGCCACUGUCGCAGACGAGGGGCCCAGGUCCUGCUUGGGAGGGAGGCCCACAUCCAUGUGUUUGAGCAUGGAGCAACUGCACAGGUGGCUGGAGUCCAUUCAGAGAUCCUGCAGGACCUGCCUGAUGGCACCAUCAGCCUGGAUGAACUGGAGCAGAAGAUCCAGCAGGCUCACAAAAGCCAAUACCACCCCCGCCCUGAGCUCAUUUGCCUUGAGAACACUCACUGCUCAGCCGGGGGACGGGUGCUACCCCUUAAAUACCUGCAGGAGGUGCAUCAACUAGCACAGCGAUAUGGGUUGCGGAUACACAUGGAUGGUGCCAGGGUGCUUAAUGCUGCUGUGGCACUGAGAGUGCUGCCAACUCAGAUCUCCCAGCACUGCGAUUCCAUCUCCCUCUGCCUCUCUAAGGGUGUGGGUGCACCAGUUGGAGCACUUCUAGGUGGAAGCAGAGACCUCAUCGCUGAAGCCUGGCGUGUGCGGAAGCUCCUUGGAGGUGGGAUGCGCCAGGCAGGGGUUCUGGCAGCAGCUGGGCUUCUUGGAUUAAGCGGUGCAGAGGAGACACUGCAGAGGGACCAUCACAAUGCCAGAUUAUUUGUCCAAGGUGCCUGUGCCCUUGGUUCACCUCUCUGCUCCAUAAAUCCAGCCACCGUGGAGACAAAUAUCGUUAUGGUGACAGUCUUGGCACCCUGGCUGACCCCUGCCAAGUUGUGUCAACUGAUGGAGGCUGUGAGUGCGGAGGAGGUUGCUGCAACGGGCCAAGCCGUGAGCGUGCGGCUCUUCCCAUGGGGUGAGCGUCGCCUGCGUGCCGUCUGGCACUGUGAUGUCUCCCCUCGUGACACACAACUGGCUGGGGACAAGUUACGCUUUGUACUGGGCCAAUGUGAGCGGCAAUGUGCUGGCAUGCCCUGAAGCCAGCCUUGCAGGCCAGAAGUUAAGCUGGCACUCAGCAGGUCAGUGUGAAAGAAGCCAGCAAUUCUCCCGUUCCUACAAAAACAGCUCUUGAUAGCCUCGCAGUCAUGCAGCUGAAUCAGCCCAUGCUUGAAGCCUUGGUGUACUUAGGGAAACUCCAUUUGCCAUCCUUUCCUCCUGGGCCAAAAUCUGCAAGGGCUUUCCAAAUGGAAAUAAGCCCAAUCUAGACCCAUCACACUCCCAUAUCUGCUGUCCUCAACAGAUGGUAGCUACUUGGGCACACCUGUAUUCCUCCAGGUACAGCACAGGAAAGGAGCAGACUUCAGCUGGCCAAGGCAGCUGCUGUGGGGUACAGCUGUGGGAGAGCCAGCUGUUUUCCAGGAGCAGCUCUGGCAGCCUCUCUCUUUCCAGACCCCAAAUCAUCUCCAGGUAGCUUUCUGUGACCAAAGGAGCGGCAGUCGCUUCAUGACCUGACAGGAAACAGGCACCGCCAAUGUGGCUCCCUUUUUCCAGCCUUGCUUUCUGCAGGUAAGAGGGGGCUUUGUUUCUCAAGGAUGCUGCAGUCUUGUUCAGGUUACAGGACAUCUGCCAGCUGAGGCCCUUGGUGAGUCACUGCUGUGGUCACAUUGUGGCUGGAGAAAUCCAAUUUCCACAGCACAGAUGGUGCUGUCACUGCCUGAGCCUCUGGGCUGUGUGUUUCUGGAGGGAGCAAAAGGCCUAGCAGGACCUUUGCUGCCACCUGGCUGUAGCUCCUGUAUGGAUUACUGCAAAGUACUCCAGAGCAGGCCGCUGCGUUCAGUAUCUGAACAACUGAGCCCCGCCAGCCAGGCACAAACUCUUACUGUGCCAUUUACCAACAGAUUCAAGAGCCACACUCCAUCCUAAUGGAAGGGAUCCGGCAUUAAAAAUAAUUAAAAACCCAUUCCAUCAAGUUGCAAAGGAGGGAGAAGAGAGAGGUAAGGCUAUUAUUCUAUUGCCUCUACUGAGAGACCAGCUGCCUUUGGCUCUCUCCCACUGUCACCUAGCUGCAGGCAUUGCAUCAGGUUACCACAAGUGUUGCCAUACCAGCUGAUCUUUAUAAGAACUGUAACUUUUAAGAACAGAUGCCUGAGGUUGCUUUUAUUUUUCCUCCUCCCUCCCCAUUAGAUUUUCCUUGUAUGUCAUGUCUUUUAGAUUGUAAGCCUGAGUGCAGGGAAUGCCUUCUGAUUUUAGUAAGUUGUGCUGGGCAGUAAGAGAGGGGUCAUAGUUAUGAAAUAAACAGAUAAAUAGCACCUGUGUGCUUCCUGGAGCCCUUUUAUUUCUAGAGGUCCAAUAUGCAUCAAGGAGGACUGACAGAUCAUGGUUUGAAGAGGUGUAUAGCAAGGAAUGGGGUGAAAGGGCCAUGGCUGCCACAGUUGUUGGGUUGGGGCAGGGAUGGGGAACUUGUGUCCCUCCAGAUGUUGCUGGACUCCAGCUCCCUUCACCCCAUUGGACACGCUGGCUGGGACUGAGGGGAACUGGAGCCCAACAACAUCUGAAGGGCCACGCAGGUUCCCUCCUCCCGUUGGGUUCUGAGCAAGGCAUUUGUUGCCUUCCUUUCUUGGCUCUGCUUGUACACCAAGAGCUGCGUUGUGUUGCUCUGAGCUCUGCCCUGCCCAGUGCACCAUGGAUCAAGUAUGUACAGGUGGCAAUGACUACACCUUAAUCAUUGUGGUUCAUCGCCUCUUUCCUGCAUGCCCCUCGGCCUAGUACAUUCACUUUGUAGUUGCAGUCAUGGCCUGUAGCCCCCAUGGUUCAUGUAGGUUAUGGAUUGUGGCUGCACAACAGGAAGGAGCUGAGCAGUGUCAAGAUCUCCUCACAAGAAGGAUCAAGCAGGGUAGGGUUAGGUCACUGCCCUGAUCGUACUGUACCACCACCACCCUUCCUCCCUCCCUCCCUCCCUCCUUCCCUCCCUCCCUCCCUCCCUCCCUCCCUUCCUUCCUUCCUUCCGCCAUUUAUCAGAUGAUCACCGAACAUGUCUCUGGCUUCAGGCUGAGCUGCCGAGCAGCCAGGAGAAGCAGGAUGCCAGCCAACCCCUCAGUGCCAAAAGACAGCUAGGCGAGUGCCAGGGACCAGCCAAAGGUAAUGCGGACAUGCUCAAAGCGCUGCUGAUCAAACAUGCGCACUGUCUCGGUGAAGGCUGCUCUGGAGUAGCAGAUGUAGAUGCUGGUUCCCGACAGUGUUAGCAGUGCUGGAUGGGAAGAAAAAUGAU
This is a messenger RNA of Rhineura floridana, 4076 nucleotides long. RefSeq lists its product as uncharacterized. Gene Ontology annotation, cellular component: cytosol. Lineage: Eukaryota; Metazoa; Chordata; Lepidosauria; Squamata; Rhineuridae. The transcript has 7 exons. The record is from RefSeq and is a predicted model, not a curated record. Gene Ontology annotation, molecular function: L-allo-threonine aldolase activity. The coding region runs from base 62 to 1846 and encodes 594 amino acids. Gene Ontology annotation, biological process: glycine biosynthetic process; L-threonine catabolic process.